AUGGCGUCUGGGCUCGGCAGCGAGCUGUGCCAGCAGCACCCAGAAGAUGCUGUGGGUGACGUGAUCGAAGUGUAUUAUGGUGACAAUCGCUUUGGGACAAUGACCGACUCUGGCACGGCGACGCUCAAACCUCGUCCGAGGGUCCGGCCGCUCCUGACUUUCUUGCCCCUUAAUGCCCAAGAGUCCCACGGGGUGGCUGUGCCGACGCCGUCGGUGCCAGAAGACUUUGAGGAAAAAGCAGCUCUUGGCUCUGGCUCCCACAUCAAUGGGAACUACCGAAUGUACAGCUCGGUGGGGGACCUGCGCCCACAGGCUCUCGAGGGGGAUGACCUGGAUGAAGACAUCCCUCCGCCGCCGUCGGUACCCCCACCACCCCCUCCAACAGCGCCUGCGCCACCGCCUCCACCGGGGCCUCCCUGGUUCCACCCGUUGCCUGCUCCUCCCCACGUGAGACCUGCCCACGGCAGCUCGCAGUACGGCGGACCCACCAACACCUUCACGGUCCGGCCCGGGGCGCGGCAGCCCAUCUCCUACGCCUACCAGAGCGGCCAUCGAUAG
Messenger RNA from Athene cunicularia (burrowing owl), 558 nucleotides. It is a transcript of the gene C26H6orf132, whose product is annotated as chromosome 26 C6orf132 homolog. The transcript is spliced from 6 exons. The record is from RefSeq and is a predicted model, not a curated record. Bases 1 to 558 code for a protein of 185 amino acids. NCBI's taxonomy places the organism in Eukaryota, Metazoa, Chordata, Aves, Strigiformes, Strigidae.